Arabidopsis thaliana (thale cress) is the source of this 2268-nucleotide messenger RNA. Its product is annotated as Aminotransferase-like, plant mobile domain family protein. Gene Ontology annotation, cellular component: nucleus. Gene Ontology annotation, biological process: meristem maintenance; meristem development. The record is from RefSeq and is marked reviewed. The transcript has 5 exons. The coding region runs from base 414 to 1850 and encodes 478 amino acids. Lineage: Eukaryota; Viridiplantae; Streptophyta; Magnoliopsida; Brassicales; Brassicaceae.
UUUUUAUUUACCACAACCGGAUUCUUCACUCUCUCUGCGCAGCGAUCUCAACACUGUCUCAAAUUUCUUCGAAGCAACCUUGUUCGAUCUUCCUCAUCUGGUUUCGUUCCAAAAUCGUAAGCUUUCGUUAUGUUGAUUACAUAUGUUCUUCUUACCGCUGGUAAUUCUGGUCUGUACCAAUUUUAAAGUUAAGAGAUUGAUGAACCCUAAAUUGUUCCUCUUUCUAUCGUAAUCGUUGAAAUUUCACCUAGAUUUAUCGCGAUGUAAUCUCGUAAAGUGUUAGGUUAUAACCAGAAUGUUAUUUGUGAUGUUUGUAUAAACGGAAACCAAUCAUUGUGUCGAAGUGAUCGCGUUUUUACUCAUAAACCCUAAUUUCGAGUGCCAUUAUCAGAUAAAACCACGCGUUGAGGACCAUGCCCGUCCUUUACGAGCAAGAUAAGCACGUCUCCUCUGCUAUUUUGACCGGACAGGAGAGAGGUGUGCUUAGAUGUCAGGAGCGAACUUCAUUGCUUCAUCACUGGAAGCUUACAAAGGAGCAGAUAGCAUUGGUUGAAAAAGCUGGUUUUGGUUGGUUUAGGCUAGUAGGAUCAAUUAGUUUGAACAAUUCGCUUAUCUCUGCUCUUGUCGAGAGAUGGCGUAGAGAAACCAACACGUUUCACUUCCCCUGUGGCGAAAUGACAAUUACUCUCGAUGAGGUAUCGUUGAUUCUCGGUCUUGCUGUUGAUGGGAAACCUGUGGUUGGUGUUAAAGAAAAAGAUGAAGACCCUUCUCAAGUAUGUUUGAGACUUUUGGGGAAGCUACCAAAAGGAGAAUUAAGCGGUAAUCGAGUGACUGCUAAAUGGUUGAAGGAGAGUUUUGCAGAGUGUCCAAAAGGAGCUACCAUGAAAGAGAUUGAGUAUCACACUCGUGCGUAUCUUAUAUACAUUGUUGGGAGCACGAUAUUUGCAACUACAGAUCCCAGUAAGAUCUCUGUGGAUUACCUUAUCCUCUUUGAGGAUUUUGAGAAAGCUGGAGAAUAUGCUUGGGGUGCUGCCGCGCUAGCUUUCUUGUAUAGACAAAUUGGUAAUGCCUCUCAACGGUCUCAGAGUAUCAUUGGUGGUUGCUUGACUCUCUUACAGUGCUGGAGUUACUUCCACCUCAAUAUUGACCGGCCAAAGAGAACCACUCGUCAGUUUCCACUGGCACUUUUGUGGAAAGGAAGGCAACAGAGUCGAUCAAAGAAUGACUUGUUUAAGUAUCGCAAGGCACUUGACGAUUUAGAUCCAUCAAAUGUUAGUUGGUGUCCCUUUGAAGGAGACCUUGACAUUGUGCCACAAAGUUUCAAAGAUAAUCUACUACUUGGAAGGUCCAGAACAAAACUGAUUGGUCCAAAAGUAGUAGAAUGGCACUUCCCAGAUCGAUGCAUGAAGCAGUUUGGGCUGUGCCAAGUUAUCCCCGGAGAAGUUCCUCCCAGGAAAAACGAGAAAAACCAUGAUGAAGACUUACUGGAAGACAUGAACACAGCAGAUGAGGAAUGGAUGAGACGAAGGGAAAACAUCGUGGAGAAUGGAGGAGGUAACGGUGAUGAAAGUGAAUAUAUGCAGUGGUUCAAUAGCAUCACAGUCCCAAAGCUUCACAGAGAUACAAGUCUCGAAGCUGAUAUAAUGAACGUGCAAGCUGCUAUACUACAAUUUGACGAGGUGGCCUCAACGUUAUCAUUAGAGGAUCUACAUCCAGAGGAGAGAGAAGCAAUUGAAGAAGCAGUGAUGUCUAUGUCCAAUGCCUUGAGAGUAGGAGAUUGGUACGAGGCAUCAACAACUAAUAAACGAAAACGGAGAGAGGAACAACAACAAACGGAUUGGAGUGAAUGAGAAAAAAGAAGAAGAUCCUUCUGUUUUCUGGCUGAUCAGUUAGCUUCUCAGGCCUUCACUUAGAGAAAGAUGAUGUAAGUCCCAUCAUCAUCACUUGAGUUUAUGCUUUAACAAGCAUUCAUAUAUUCUGCUAAUUGUUUGACUUUAGAAGUAGAGAUCUCGGUUUGGUAUCUUAAAGAGUAGUACUAUUGUGGGUAAAUAAAUUCAAGUGAGGUUUUAAGUUUGUAUCUGUUUAAAGGGUAUUGCUACAGUCUACAGAUUUCCAUGGCAGCUGCAGAUUUGUAAGAAAUCAAUAUGUGCAAUAAAUUUCGAACCAGCUCAACAAGAGCAUUAGAUGAGAAGAUACGGAUACUGUCAAACGUUAAUACCAUGUCUGAUUUAAUAAGUUGGUGUUCUAAUCAGAGUAUAUUUAAAAUAC